Messenger RNA from Suillus subalutaceus, 1083 nucleotides. RefSeq lists its product as uncharacterized. Bases 1 to 1083 code for a protein of 360 amino acids. The transcript is spliced from 4 exons. The record is from RefSeq and is a predicted model, not a curated record. Lineage: Eukaryota; Fungi; Basidiomycota; Agaricomycetes; Boletales; Suillaceae.
AUGAACUCUCAGAUGUACAAGACAUGGUUGUUCAACAACCAGAAAAAGAAGGAGAGGAAGGACAUGAUAAAGUAUGGGAGGAAAUGGACUCCUAGGCAGGUGAUCUACCAGCAGAAACGGGAGGAGGUGCUGAAGAGGAUUGAGGAUGAGUCUGGGGCAAAGCCAGGAGGUCCCGGUAUGUUCAAGCAUUAUCAGGCGGCUGUAAAAAGAGUCAUGGCUGAAUUGUCCGAUGAUGAGUUGGAGAAGGCAAAAGACACGGCCGAAGAAUGGUCCAGCAACUUUCCUCCUCCCGAGAUACAAGCACAAGGAGCACUUUUCGAAGGAGAUGUGGAGGCAAUGCGGGAUGAGAGUGUUGUGAUGUCGGCAUGGAAGAAUGAACAGGGAGAGGUGCUGUUCGGGAUGCACGAUGAUAACGAGGCAUUAGGAGAUGGGGAAAGUUUCAUGAAGAUGAAGGACUGGGAGGACAUCGAGCCAGUUUGGCAGGAGUAUGCGCAGGAACAAUUUGGUGCUGGGGCACGAGAUGGUGGGCGACAGGUGAAUGGAGGUCGAAAGAGAAUCAGGAAGCCUGCUUUUGAACUCGAAAUCGAUGGGGAUGGGAUGCCGGUGCUUCCUGACAUCACCGAGACAAAACUUGAGGAGAAGAAAGCCAUUGUCAGAGCAUUUCUCGCAUUGCACUAUCAUAUCUGUUCUGGGAUUGUCAAGGCAGUUGUGCCAUGGAGCGCCAUCGUACAAAGUCAGGAUGACUUUGUGGCAAGAACGUAUCUUCCGGCGGAUGUGGACUUGAAGGAGCCUUCGAAGUUGCAACAUUGGGACACGACCACCUUACUGAAUUUCUGGUAUGCUCGGCAGGAGACAGGCGAAGGUCCAACAUUCCUGUUCAAAGCAUGGAGGAACAGAGAUGGGGACAUGGUAGCCUCGGUUGUAUCCGGAAAUUCACCUUCUCAUCAGACUCAUAAUGCCAGACGAGUUAUGAUCCGAAGGCCUCGGAAUUCAGCAACCGAAACUGACAGUGAUCCCAAGGCCAAUCACGAGAGUGAUCCAGAGAGCAAUCCCAAGGGACAACAUUCAUCACAUGGAGGAUGA